Messenger RNA from Syngnathoides biaculeatus (alligator pipefish), 2072 nucleotides. RefSeq names its product NADH dehydrogenase [ubiquinone] flavoprotein 1, mitochondrial-like. The transcript is spliced from 11 exons. Gene Ontology annotation, molecular function: 4 iron, 4 sulfur cluster binding; NADH dehydrogenase (ubiquinone) activity; NAD binding. Gene Ontology annotation, biological process: mitochondrial electron transport, NADH to ubiquinone. Bases 79 to 1485 code for a protein of 468 amino acids. The record is from RefSeq and is a predicted model, not a curated record. Lineage: Eukaryota; Metazoa; Chordata; Actinopteri; Syngnathiformes; Syngnathidae.
GUUAAUGAGGCAUUAAGUUGCCCCGUUCGCCGCCUUUGAUUUUGGACUUUCCGCUCAUCUCGUCUUGUCUUGGUCAAGAUGUUGAACUUGUGGACCACUUGGAGGCGUCACGUGACCGCGUGCGCCACCUACUGCACGGCCGCUCAACCGCAGGUGAAGGCAAAGAAGACCACGUUCGGUCCUCUUAGCGACGAAGAUCGAAUCUUCACUAACUUAUACGGCCGACACGAUUGGAGACUGGAAGGGGCUCUGAGGCGAGGGGACUGGUACAAGACCAAGGAGAUCCUUCUCAAGGGGCACGACUGGAUCAUCAACGAGGUCAAGACGUCCGGCCUGAGGGGUCGAGGAGGGGCUGGCUUCCCAACCGGCAUGAAGUGGAGCUUCAUGAACAAACCCGGCGAUGGCAGACCAAAGUACUUGGUGGUGAACGCUGACGAGGGCGAGCCGGGCACGUGCAAAGACCGCGAGAUCAUGCGUCACGACCCGCACAAGUUGCUGGAGGGUUGUCUGCUGGCCGGGAGAGCCAUGGGCGCCCGUGCCGCGUACAUCUACAUCAGAGGCGAGUUUUACAACGAGUCCUCCAAUGUGCAGGUGGCCAUCAAGGAGGCGUACAAAGCGGGCCUGAUCGGAAAGGACGCGUGCGGUUCGGGCUACGACUUCGACGUGUUUGUGAUGCGGGGCGCCGGCGCUUACAUCUGCGGAGAGGAGACGGCCCUCAUCGAGUCGCUGGAGGGCAAACAGGGAAAGCCCAGACUCAAGCCUCCUUUUCCCGCAGACAUAGGGGUGUUCGGGUGCCCGACGACCGUUUCCAACGUGGAGACGGUCGCCGUGGCGCCUGCCAUCUGCCGCAGGGGCGGCGCUUGGUUCGCUGGCUUCGGCAGGGAGAGGAACUCCGGAACCAAGUUGUUCAACAUCUCGGGUCACGUGAACACACCGUGCACCGUAGAGGAGGAGAUGUCCAUUCCCCUCAGGGAACUGAUAGAGAGGCACGCAGGAGGCGUGAAGGGCGGCUGGGAGAAUCUAUUAGGGGUGAUCCCCGGGGGGUCGUCCACUCCCAUCAUCCCUCGGCAGGUGUGCGAUGACGUGUUGAUGGAUUUCGACGACCUGGCGCGAGCCGAAAGUGCCCUGGGCACGGCCGCCGUCAUCGUCAUGGAUAAGUCGACCGACGUGAUCCGAGCCAUCGCACGUUUGAUUGAGUUCUACAAGCACGAGAGCUGCGGCCAGUGCACGCCUUGCAGAGAGGGGGUGGACUGGAUGAACACAAUGAUGUGGAGAUUUGUAAGAGGGGAGGCAGCAAUUUCUGAGAUCGACAUGAUCUGGGAGCUGAGCAAGCAGAUAGAGGGACAUACCAUCUGCGCUCUGGGGGACGGAGCGGCUUGGCCCGUGCAGGGGCUGAUACGACACUUCCGUCGAGACUUGGAGGCUCGCAUCGCUCAGUAUAACAGCAGAAACACUCCAAGGCAGACAGACAUUGAGAUGAUCUGAAAUCAAAUACGGCGAUCCCUUGUUUACGGAAGCUUAGUUUCGUUCAUGUCUUUAAUUUUUGUCUAGUUUAUGGAAGGAAAGUCAAACUCAAAAUUGGCACACUUGCAAGAAGCUGUUUUAGGCCACAACUCGUUAAGUUAUAUGAAGACUUAACUAAUUUAUAAUCUCAUCCCAAAAAUGUGACGCUGCCCGCGAGAGGGUACUUGGGUUUUCAUAGACACCGAAUUAUGGCUUCAGAUUAAAACACUUAAAUAUUUUGAUACACUGAAGAGAUAUAAUGUGUGAAAAUCAUGAUGUCCCAAAAAUGGGAUGCUGCCCACGAAUGGGUUAAAUUCAUUACAGUGCGGAAAAUUGAUUUGAUAUAGCAAACCUAAUCACAACACAAAUGAAAAUUUUGAUACAAAAAUUGACCACAUCAAUCCUGUAUAGAUUGAUGCUUGCUUUGUUAUUUAUGACAAAUUAGACCUGGAACCAUUGUAAAAGCAUCACUUUCCAACAGUUUAAUUUUGAAUAAAUCAAUCUUUUUCCAUCCAAUACAAAAAAAAAAGGAAAUAUGGUUUAAUUAAAAAGGAACACAAAGAAAGCCA